This is a messenger RNA of Salvia hispanica, 1152 nucleotides long. Its product is annotated as zinc finger protein CONSTANS-LIKE 4-like. Gene Ontology annotation, biological process: regulation of photoperiodism, flowering; regulation of flower development. Gene Ontology annotation, cellular component: nucleus. NCBI's taxonomy places the organism in Eukaryota, Viridiplantae, Streptophyta, Magnoliopsida, Lamiales, Lamiaceae. The record is from RefSeq and is a predicted model, not a curated record. Gene Ontology annotation, molecular function: DNA-binding transcription factor activity; zinc ion binding; protein binding.
AAAAACGCAGCCACCAAUUUUCAAUUCUCUCUAAAAUUUCUUCAUCUCGAACAAGUGAGAAAUCGGAUUAGCAACACAAUCACAUCAUCAGAGCGCGAAGAAGAGAAAUGAUAACGGCGAAGCUCUGCGACUCGUGCAAGUCGGCCUCCGCCGCCGUCUUCUGCCGCGCCGACUCCGCCUUCCUCUGCCGCGCGUGCGACGCCGACGUCCACGCCGCCAACAAGCUGGCCUCGCGCCACGGCCGCGUCUGGAUCUGCGAGGUCUGCGAGCAGGCCCCGGCCUCCUUCACCUGCAAGGCCGACGCCGCCGCCCUCUGCGCCGCCUGCGACGCCGACAUCCACUCCGCCAACCCCCUCGCCCGCCGCCACGACCGCGUCCCGAUCUCCCCCUUCUACGAAUCCGCCUCCGCGGCCAGCUCCGAGGAGGAGGCCGAGGCCGCGUCCUGGCUCCUGCCCGACCCGAAUAGCAAAAUUGAGGAGGAAUCCGGGUCGCCGGAGUACAUGUCGCUCUUCUCCGAUAUGGAUCCGUAUCUGGAUCUGGAUCUCAAAUGCAAGCCGCACCAAAUCGCCGAUACCGACCACAAGCAUUACUCCGACGGAGUCGUGCCGGUGCAGAACAAGCCCGAAUUCGGGUCGGGUCACUACGUACCUGGCCCCGUCGUCGACGGAUUCCCCACCUACGAAAUGGACUACCCGAGCCCCAAACCCUUCAUGUACAACUUCACCUCACAAUCCAUCAGCCAAAGCGUGUCGUCGUCGUCGAUGGAGGUGGGGGUGGUGCCGGAGGCGGAGGCGGCGGUGGGGAUGGACAGAGAAGCGAGGGUGAUGAGGUACAGGGAGAAGAGGAAGAACAGGAGGUUCGAGAAGACGAUCAGAUACGCGUCGAGGAAGGCGUACGCGGAGACGAGGCCGAGGAUCAAGGGGAGAUUUGCGAAGCGGUCGGAGCUGGAGGUGGAGUCUGCAGCUUACGGCGUCGUUCCGAGCUUCUAGAUCUUUUUUUUGGACAUCGGAAGAUGAUGUUGAUGAAGAAGGAAGAAUGUGCAUGUGUAAAUAUUGAAGUUUUUUCUACUUCUCUUUUUGUGAUAUAACAACCUUCACUUUUGUUUCUGCACAUCUUCAUUAGUAGAUAUGAAUGCAUGCUUUCUUUGAGUUA